This is a messenger RNA of Enterobius vermicularis (human pinworm), 756 nucleotides long. NCBI's taxonomy places the organism in Eukaryota, Metazoa, Nematoda, Chromadorea, Rhabditida, Oxyuridae. The record is from the annotation of a GenBank genome assembly.
AUGACUGCAAUAUUCGUCAGGCGUUGUGAAAGUCUCUUGGAUACCACAUCACUCGGUAGUGAGGGAAGUCCAGCCUCUACCUGUGAAGACAGCUGGGGAACAGAUGCUGGAUGUAACCAGUUCAACGUUAUUUCGGAGAACGAUUCGCCCACAUUUCUGGAGUUGGAGAACAUAAGAAAUGAUGAAGGAGAUUGGUUGGAGAAGUGGAUGGAUUUAAAUGGCGUUUUUGACCCAAAUGUUGAAGUUUCUUGCUCUGAUAUUGAAGUAUCUUUUUGUCCAUCACGUGAGGUCGUUGUUCGUGCUGAUGACUGUGGAGAUAUUUCACAAAGUUCUGUCGGGAUCUCGGAAGCAGGCCAACGAAAGGUUUCAGUAAAAUUUCAAGCUUUUCAAGAGGGUGUAUAUCUGCCUACAGAUUUGGAGGUCCCGGAUGGAAGAACGACGAUUCACUUUGUCGGGGACGAAGGCAUGAAAGAUUGGAAUAUUGAGAACGUAGACUGCAAAAUGAAGCCUUCAAAAGUUCCGAAAGUUGUGGCUGUUUCGCCAGUUACACUUAAGGAUGCGAAGGCAGCGGGCAGUGCGAAGCUUUUCACAAUGAUGGAAAGGAAGCGUGAGCAGAACCGUUCAGCAGCUGUUCGAUAUAGAGAGAAAAGAAGAGAGGAAGCAAAGAGAAAGAAAGAGGAGCUACGAGAAUUGGAACUUAGAAAUGUUGCUCUGAAGACGGAAGCCUCUGGCUUAACUACGGAAAUAUGUUAUUAA